Alternaria ethzedia is the source of this 882-nucleotide messenger RNA. RefSeq lists its product as uncharacterized. Bases 1 to 882 code for a protein of 293 amino acids. Lineage: Eukaryota; Fungi; Ascomycota; Dothideomycetes; Pleosporales; Pleosporaceae. The record is from RefSeq and is a predicted model, not a curated record. The transcript is spliced from 3 exons. Gene Ontology annotation, biological process: endoplasmic reticulum to Golgi vesicle-mediated transport. Gene Ontology annotation, cellular component: trans-Golgi network; membrane.
AUGGCGGCAAUGAUGCCAAGUGCCGCAACUAGCAACCCCUAUGACAGCGACGCCGUGGAGCGUGACCUGAUUGACCCGGACGAUGCUACCCUCGAUGACCUCGACGAUCCUCUCCAGGGCACGUCGGACCGCGCGCCGCUGACGGGCAACAUCCAGCGCGACCCUGCGCAGACGCAGUCGUACCUGACGUCGAGCAUCCCCGGCGAAGACCGCCGUGCGCCCACAAACACCAUCGACGAGACAGUAUGGGACACGCUGUCCCGCGACAUCUUCGCCAUCUGGGAGAAGAUGAAGCAGGUGCUGUACCCCAAGUACCUGCUGGGCGGCAUCAUGCAGCGCGGGGGAGGCAUUGGCGCCGCAGAGCGCGGCGAGGCCGACGGCUUUGGCGGUGGGCUCAGGAACAUUGCAGGGCGAUGGCCGGACGCAGAUGUUAUUCUGCAGGGCGGCAUGAGCGAGGGCCUGCGCGACUGGGACCUAUGGGGCCCGCUCAUCUUCUGUCUGCUGCUGAGCCUGUUCCUCUCGUGGGGAGCAAAGGGCGACCAGAAGGACCUGGUCUUCUCCGGCGUAUUCGCCAUGGUCUGGAUAGGCGAGGCAGUCGUGACGCUGCAGAUCAAGCUGCUGGGAGGCAACAUUGCCUUCUUCCAGUCCAUCUCUAUUAUCGGCUACACGCUCUUCCCGCUCGUCAUUGCCUCCAUCCUCAGCGCCGUUGGCAUACCCAUGAUAGUGCGCAUCCCCGUCUACAUCGUUCUCAUCGCCUGGUCGCUAGCAGCGGGAGUGAGCAUCAUGGGCGGCUCUGGAGUCGUAAGGAACCGCGUCGGCAUCGCAGUAUACCCUUUGUUUGUAUUUUAUGUUGCUCUGGGCUGCCUGUGCUUCAUCAGCUAG